AUGAUUUGGUACCUCCUUUAUCCAUUUAGAGGAACUACGGAACCUCCAGAUCUUGAUCAUAAACAUCCUAUUCGAGACCGAUUUACUCGUUUUGGAUACAAUGUCGCAAAGCAUUCAGUCGCCGCAAUCACUAUCUCUGCUAUCGUCGCAACAUUACUCAUCUACCCCUUCCCAUUCCUGUUCACGAAUGACUUUACAAGUGGCGCAUCAAAUCUACCACACCAUGUCUGGUCUUCAGCGCAACCCCUCAAGGCAUUGGACGAUACCAGGAAACCGGAUGUGGUUAUGCGAUCGAUUUGGGUACAUGGGAGCUAUAUGAAGGCCUUACAAUCAGAUGUUCUCCAAGCAGCAUUGGAGAUACAGGAUAAUAUUUUGGGCCCCACUGUCGACUUUAACCCUCGCAGAGCACUUAACCAAGUCCAGAUUGACGAUACACAGAAUGAAAUGUCAGUAGGUACCCGGGACGCCCUUCACGCAGUCAAUGGUCUAUCAAACUCAUCUUGGUUCUUUCAUUCCCCUCUACAAUAUUGGUCAUGCUCGAAGGAUGCUAUCUCAGCCGAUGACGACAUCAUAAUGACAGUCAACAAAAAUCUACACCAAUCAACCUCGGUCAAUAUUACCCUGAGACAUUCUAUUGUCUUCAGUGGCAAGCGCUUUGAGGACCACCGGUUAGUGGCUGCAGAUGCAUUGGUCAUAACCUUAGCUCACAUGCUGGAUUCCCCAGUCGGGAAAUAUUGGGAACGAAGAGCAGCUCAAUUAGCAGCCAAGGGAUCCGACAAGUGGCGCCUAAUUCCUUCUGAUGGUCGUUCCAUAACAAGCACCCCCUACGAAUUUUUGUUUCAGCCCACUGCCACUUGGGAAUUCCUUGCAUUGGCCGUCGCGUAUGCCAUGGGCGCAUGGUGGUUUGUAGCAACUUUAUGGGGUUUGCGAGCUCUCAAAUCAAGACUGGGUCUUCUCAUUGCCGCCACUACUCAAUUGGCAUUUACAUUUACUUCGACAUUCACAAUCUGCGCUAUUGUCAAAACCGAUCUAUCUAUGAUCCCAAGAGAAUACUACCCUUUAAUUGUGGUUUUUUGCGGUACCGAAAACAUGCUUCAACUUGUCAGAGCUGUUAUCAUCACGCCCUCUUCACAUCACCCGACUCUUAGGUCAGCGGAAGCUUUUGGAAAGAAUGGUCAUAUAUUCCUUGCAAACACAGGCCAAAGACUUUUAUUCUUGUGGAUUGUAUCAAAACUUGGAGGCGAGGGACUGGCUACUUUCUGUCGAUUUGCUACGCUUGCAUUAGUUUUUGAUUUCUUCUAUCUACUAAUGUUCUUUGCUCCUGUCCUAAGCAUUGAUGUGCGAAGGCCUCAACUGAAUGACACGUUGUCGGCUUCUCGGGAACGACGUUAUUCAUCACCAGAGAGACCAUCUCCCAAACCAUGGGUAGAUUUCAUCCUUCAUGGGGGAAGAAUGCCUUCGACUCGUAUGGUCGGUACCUUGGUACUCAUUUUUGCAGUGCUAAUAUGCCAGUGGCACUUCGACGAAGGCAUUUUACAAAGCAGCAAACAUUUAUUGCGCACAGCAUCGACAGCUUCUUCAUCAGUUCUAGAGGUCGACAUUCAUCAAGCUAGAACUCCGACUGCCUGGCUUCGAUUACAAGAUCAUGAAACUGUCCAUGAACUUAUAAGCAUUAUCAAACCGCAUGCUCAUAGUUUUGUUGCUCAAGUUUAUGAUCCUCUAGUUUUUGUAUUGAACGGCUCAGACCGAACUCCAAAUACACUUGGUGUCAGAUCAUUUCUCCCGGCGUUCUAUGACUUUAUCGAAAAUCAGUCCCUCCACUUUCUCUUGUUUGUUUUCAUCACUGGCGUGGCUGUCAAUCAAUUCAUCAAAUAUCUUUUGUCUGAUGAACCAUCUGACGAUGAAAACCACGAAGGUCACGGUGAUGAACCCCUAUUAUCGGUUAAAACAUUUGGCUCUGGUCAUGCUCUGGAUGUUGUCCUAAUGACAGCUUCUCGAGAUGGAAUUAUCGUUUCAGUCGGUCUGGACAGAUGGAUCCGUGUUUGGAAUGCACAGCAUGCUGGCAGGAGUUAUGUAGUUGAAGAUCCCGGAUCCAAUAUUGAUCCAUUUCCUGUUUUAGCCAUGGCCAUCGACAACGAUUCCAACUGGCUCGCGAUACUUUCGAAGAAAAUGGUCGCCUUGUGGAAUAUCCCCGAACGAAGAUGGGGCCCGACAAUGGCCGUAGAUGUCAAAGGACGAACACCAGAGGCUUUUUUCUUCAGCCACAAUGAGGUUGAACUGAUCGAUCCAGUUAUCAUCGUGCGCCAUAAUGGUCUGAUGACAGAACUUCACAUGGAAGAUGAUGUUGCGAAGGAAUUACAGAUAUGUCGCACCCCACUCGUUUGUGUUGAGCCACAUCUAGAGAAAGUCGUUACAAAUGGCUGCGUACCGCCUCCAAAAAUCAUCACUGCAUCAAAACGUGGGUGUGUCCAUGUUGCGGUUCAAGAAACCUCUGGUUGGGUCUCAUAUGAUCUCAGGCUUCCUUGGGUAUCAGACGACAAAGAUGUCAAUUCCAUCCUUCCAUUACCGGCAUUGUCUUCCUUCCUGGCUAUACGCGACCACAGUGUUGAUCUUGUCGACAUUUAUACUCAUAAUGUGACUCAUUCCUUUGUUACUGAGAAUAUCAAGCCUGGAACACUACAAUGUGUUCAUUCGACAAGACGCAGGCCACAAUGUGGUUCGGUCGGGUUGGGUUCAUUUUCAUUUAUGUAUACUUGCAUAGAGACCGGCAAUCUUAUGAUGCAAUCGUAUUUGCCUAGCAGGGAAGGCGAUACUAUAUGCUUCCGCGACCCUGAUAAACCAGGUUCUAAAACAUGCUGUUUAUGGCGCGAGACGGUAGAGCGGAGGUAUAGCAUUGAGAAUCCGGGUGAUUGGCAAGCACUUCAAUCAGGCUAUGUGGUAGGUGUGCGGAAGUUGCAGGAUCAAAACAAACAAGCGACGGGCAAUCAACUUUCGGGAUCUAUUGGAGGUGGUGGGCUUCGACGACGUGGUGUUUCUGACAGGAAAUCCCAUAAUGGCCAUCCGGAAGGAAAAAAUGAUGGCUGGGAGGUUUGGAGUUUGGGAUCGAGGGGGGAUGAGACAUCGGUGCCAUUAAAUUCAGUAUACGAUCAGGUCUUGCUCGUUGGUAAACUUGGUCCCGUCACGAAAGUCGGUACGAAUAGUAUCGUUGUUGCAUUGGGAAAUAUCGUCAAACUUAUCACUGUCGGUCACGAACGUUAUGAUCGCGUUGGUAAUGAAUCUGAUGAAACCUUCGUAGGCAUGGCACCUGUUGCGAAUAGGAGGAAGCGACCUGUUCUUACUCGAAAGAGAACAGACUGA
Molecule: messenger RNA, 3357 nt
Organism: Sclerotinia sclerotiorum 1980 UF-70
Lineage: Eukaryota; Fungi; Ascomycota; Leotiomycetes; Helotiales; Sclerotiniaceae
Exons: 3
Coding region: 1-3357 (1118 amino acids)
Biological process (GO): SREBP signaling pathway
Cellular component (GO): endoplasmic reticulum membrane; Golgi membrane
Molecular function (GO): protein binding; sterol binding
Source: RefSeq, a predicted model, not a curated record